CUGCGCAUUGAUCUCAUUACGAGAAAUCGUCUAAUAAUCCGAAAAGAUGUGCGACUGUCCGGAGAACGAGAAGACCGGUGACAAGGAUGACCCGAAGACUGUGACGCUUUUCCGAAAAUGUCCAAAGCUUUAUCGUCCCGGGCAAGACAUAGCCGAACCGGCGCCCUGCGACAAGAUUUCGGAUAAGGACGUGUGGGAGCCCGUCGAUUCUUCGCAGUCCGACCUUGGAAUCACGGUCUGCUGUUCGCCAAAGGGAUCCAGCGUGGACAGUUACGGGAGUUCCGAGAAAAUUUACAAGUUCGUGAGUCCUCGCGAGUGCGAGUGUCUCGGAGAGGCCGAGGAAGUCCACUGGAAGCCACCGGUGUUUAGGUUCGAGCCGUGCGUCGAGGAGGAGGAGAUCGAAGACAGACCGGACAUAGAGUGCACGUUGAUGAUCAUAAAGCCGGAGGCGAUGAUUUACAGGAAGCAGAUCGAGCGACGCGUGUUCGAAGAAGGUUUCGAGAUCUAUCAGACCCGAUGGCUACAACUGACACCGGAACAGGUCUCCGAGUUCUACUCAGAUAAGUACGGGCAGAUGAACUUCGCGCAUCUCGUCGCCUACAUGGCCUCCGGUCCCGUGAUCGUUCACGUUCUGGCGAAGCGGCACGCGAUACAGGAAUGGAGAUUAGUCAUGGGACCGACGAAAGUCGCGGAAGCCCGGUUGUAUUAUCCCGACAGCAUAAGAGCGAAGUACGGGAGGAGAGGCGAGGAUUUUAAGAACGCCGUUCACGGGAGCAAUUCGCGGGAAGAGGCUGAGAGAGAGAUUCAUUUCUUCUUUCCUGAACUCGUGAUCGAGCCGUUGUUGAAGAACGAAGCUGCGUCUGAUUUUCUGUGGGAGGUGAUCAAUCCCGUCCUCGUGGAAGCAUUGUCGAUGUGUUGCAAAAUGAAGCCCGCGGAUCCUGUCCUGUGGCUGGCCAACUGGCUGAUAAUGAACAACCCUAAUAAACCGAAAUUGCCUCACGAGCUAGCAAUGAUUCCCACGUAAACAUCGUUUCCCUCUCUUUCUUUUACACUUUUUCGUACAAUUUCUUAAAUAAACCGAAUACUGUU
Molecule: messenger RNA, 1089 nt
Organism: Ceratina calcarata
Lineage: Eukaryota; Metazoa; Arthropoda; Insecta; Hymenoptera; Apidae
Product: nucleoside diphosphate kinase homolog 5
Exons: 5
Coding region: 47-1024 (325 amino acids)
Biological process (GO): CTP biosynthetic process; negative regulation of oxidative stress-induced intrinsic apoptotic signaling pathway; GTP biosynthetic process
Cellular component (GO): cilium
Molecular function (GO): nucleoside diphosphate kinase activity
Source: RefSeq, a predicted model, not a curated record